Messenger RNA from Symsagittifera roscoffensis, 1989 nucleotides. RefSeq lists its product as uncharacterized. The record is from RefSeq and is a predicted model, not a curated record. Bases 475 to 1839 code for a protein of 454 amino acids. The transcript has 3 exons. NCBI's taxonomy places the organism in Eukaryota, Metazoa, Xenacoelomorpha, Acoela, Convolutidae.
AAAAUAAAAACAUCCGUUUUUUCUGUAUUGCAAAAGAUCGAAGCUUCGGUUCGUCUUCGGUAAUUGUAAUCCUUCUUCGCGAUCUAGAUUGCUCAGUUGUUGUCCAUGAAAACUAGCAUCCCUCUUACUUUUUCUUAGUCUUAAUAUUUUCUUGCCAAUUUGCCUACUCCAUUCACUUUGUUUUCAAAGAAGUCAGUCCAAAAGGGGGCUUCAGUUCAUCUGUGCAUUUUUGGCUUGCGAUUAAUUAAGUUGUUUUGAGCAGUCAUGGCACAUAAUUUGAAAUGUUUUCUAUCAAUAGUAGGUCGGUUAUUGUAAGUUGUUUUAUGAUGUUCUUAUUGUUUUUCUGCCUUAUGCUUCUUUAAGUGAGCCAUUAGAAGGUAACUGAAAAUGCGAUCUAUAUGUAAUAGCUAUGAGUAAACUAUCAUAAAAGGCUUCUAUUGAAGCAUUGUGUAUAAAUUUUCAUUGACUAACUUUAUGGUUAUAAAAUUAAUUUGCUGCAAAUUGGCGAAGAUGAACAGCAGUCGUGCGGUAAUGUGUAAAACAUCGUCUCCGUCGUCGAAGUUUCUGAUUGAAGAGAAAAUCGACGAAUACAGGCAAAAGAUUUACUCCAUUAUCCACGAUGAUAGAACAGUAAAAAGUGUAUAUAAACAAUCAUUCCAGCCGAACAGAAACUCGGACUUUUACUCGACUCUUAUAAACCGAGACCGGCUAAAAAAUCAGAAUCAGAAUCGAAACCGGAAUCAUAAUCACAACCAGGAGAAUCACCAGGACCUGCAGACGUCUGUAGCUGGCGCUUCCGCAAUGAAUGUUUUUUCGUGGCAGCCAUAUUUCACUUCCCAAAAGGCGCUUCUCACAAAAUGCAACGGACCAACUGAGGAAGCUUUAAAAACGGCAAGGGAUCCAGCGGAAGAGUUGCAAAGGAACAAACAGUCUUUUUCUCAAGGAGGAGCUGCAACUGAUCCACUAGGUCUAAAUAAGAAGAAGCACAUUUUGAGCGCGCCUCCUUCAAACUCGAAAACGAACUCUAGCAACCCCGUUCCGAGAAUAGAUUGGGCUAGUCCUAUAGUUGCAAGUUUAAACAGAGCUUCCAGAACAGAAUCUGAUUGGCUCAAGUCUUUUGAAACCUUGCAGACAAAGAGAUCUAUUUUUGUCAACGGAGGAGUGACUCCUAGACCGGAAUGGGAAGAGACAGUGCAAACUCCACCGAAUCAUGUUGGAAAAUUUCAUCGACAUUUUUGCUCCCCUGUAGACGAAUCAUCAUCCGAGCCGGCUAAACUCAUCCGUCAUUACAGCAUUUACAUGCCGGAGAUUGAAAUUGACGAUGGAAAAAUUAGCAUUAAAAGUCGAACCAAUUCGCCAAUAGAAUUAGACAAUGAAUCGGUAGAGCAGCAAUCAAAUUAUGAAUACGAUAACAAAAUAGUGGAAAAUGCUGGUGAAACAAAUAUAAUCGAAACAGAAAACGAGCUAAUGACGAAUAGAAAUGAAUUAAUACCUCGAACAUCCGAAGGAGUUUCGAUCACGAAGUCGUAUGUUACCACAUUUCAUAGCUUUGAAUUUGGCCAUGCUCUUUAUCACGCUGUCAUACACACAGCUUUCGUGCAAUCCGAAUCAGGGUCGCGAUCUAAUGAUUUCACGGUCUCAAGUUCCAAUCGAGGCGCAAUCACGCUCCGAAUUGUACCUGCGCCACUUAUACUGAACGAAGACAGAGAAAUAAAGUUGCCUCCAAUUUCACCAGCGAACAAACGAGUGUUGUUUUCAGAUCAACUUGAGACUGUGCGCAUCAUUCCAGGGCGACAACCGCGCAAAACGAAAACGAAAAAAUCUUCCAAGAAAAGAUGAAACCAAGUUGUUUUUGAUUUUUUUUAAAUGAAUUUUAGCUUUAAAUGUAAUUAUUCUGAAACUCAGUCGUUUGUACAUAUAAUAGCGAUAGAUUUUAAUUGAAGUAGAAAAUAUCACCAGCGGAGCGUAGUAAUAAACUGUAAAACCACA